CACGAAGACACAAGAAAGAACCCGAGGGCUGCCAUUCGCCGUGUCAUUCACGACGACACAUGAUCGGUCAGGUCUCACUGUCAGAUCACCCACUCACAGUGCCUCAUAGCUUCUUAUUCGAUGCACACCCGAGCGACUGACAGACUUUGACUCACAUGAUCACACAGCAAGGCCCAGAAGCAGGCUUGUACGGCCGCAUGAUCUUUCUGAUCUCCCGGUUCUUCACCACUCGCCACGGCGUGUCCCCCUGUUGUGAUGAGAUGAGAUGAGAUGAGCACACUACUCAAACCCUCGAAGAUGUGAAUGUCUGUGGGCACUCACGUCCUCGUUUUCCAUGUCGAGCAGCGCACCGCCGCCCCACUCGAGCCUUUGAGAAGGAGACACAUAGAGACAGAGAGUGUGUGGAUGAGAUGUUCGCGUCAGUCAUUCAUCUGUAUUUCACAGCUGGGACACAGCUGCAGAUUCGCCUUCGGAUGCAGCCCAAUGGAGUGCCGUCUCUCCAUCCUGUGUGUGUGAUGUACACAAAGGAAAGGCAAUCAAUCAGAUGAGAGAAGACUGUGUUGCCUCACCUUGCUCGUCUGUGUGAGCAGGUCCUUUCGUUUGGCAUACAGGGCCUCCAUCACAUUGACAUGACCACACCCAGCAGCCAAUAUAAAUAGCGUGCGGCCAUGCUGCAACCAACACACACACACACGCACACGCAACACACAUACAGAGGCGUCAGAGACAUGUGUGUGCUCUGUUACCAGUUUGUUGCGUGCAUCGAUCAGUUUCGGAUCCCACUCCAUCAACUUAUUGACAGCCGCGACCUGGCCCUCCUGGGCAGCUAAGUGCAUGGCAUUCGAACCCCACUGCAUUCCAUCACAGCCAACACACAUCUCACUAUCACAAACAGCAGCACACAAGAUGGUUUGUCUGUGUCGGUACCCAUCUGUCUGUUUGCUUCAGUACGUCAGGUUUGCUCUCAUACAUGACCGACAUGACAUCGACAUGUCCCUCCCUAGCAGCCUCCAUGAAUGGCGUGCUGCCAUACUGCAAUCACCACACACACACACACAAUCAGCACAGUGAGGCGUCAGAGACAUGUGUGUGCUCUGUUACAUCGCUGCGUGCGCCGAUCAGUUUGGGAUCCCACACCAGCAGCUGCUCGACAGACGCAACAUUGCCCUUUUGGCCAGCAAAGUGCAGGGCAGUCAAACCAAGCUGCAUUCCAUCACACCCAACGCACAUCUCCUCUUCACAACCAGCACACAAGAUGCUUAGGUUGGUACCUCGUCUGUUUGCUGCAGUACGUCAGGUUUGCUCUCAUACAUGACCAACAUGACGCCCGCGUGACCCUCAGCUGCAGCCAACAGGAAGGGUGUCUUCUGUAGGAAUGAGAACACACAGACAGACCACUGAGGGCAUUCCUGUCAUCUUCAAACUUGCAUACCUUGGAAAGAAUUUCGCUCUCGUCUCGUUUGUCGAGUAUAUCCUUGCCGUCUCGCUCGAUGAGCAAAUGAACCGACUGCUCAUCGCCUUUUCUGACGGCAUCGAAGAUGUCAGCCUGCCACACAUCCAGCACAAGAACAGCGUCCCUUUGACGUGUGGGGUUCAGCUGCUGUGUCCCUUACGUGUUUGAUCUGUGGCUGUGGGGCGCUCGGCGGUGUCUUCACUAACGGCUGCUGGGCAGGGAGCGCUGCAACACACAAACCAUGGAUGACCAGUCGUAUGUCUCUCCAUGUGUUGUCUUCGUGCCUUCCACACCGACCUGUCUGCUCUUGAGCAACCACAAGUUCGACCUGUGCUGGAUGGACCAUAAUCGGCGGCCCCGGCACUGUGCUGGCCAUGCUCGUGUGAACACCCGGUGGAGCGCCAGCGGAAGGCACGUCAACGGGAGACACAGGGGAAGGGGGAACCAACACCGGGUCUGCACACAGUCAAGCAGUCAAAUGGGGGCUUUCUCGUGUCAAAGUGGAGCGUCAGUGGACCUGCACCCUUUGACGGACUCGCUGGAAUGCCCAGCUUGGCCAACAACUACCACAGUCAGGCAAGCAGACACGACAUGCCGACGCGUUUGUCCAGUGGUGCGUGUCAGGUACCUCUUUGGCUGUGGGGCGAUCUUCCGGCUUGAAGGCAAAACAACUCUGAUCACCGUCACAAUCGGAAGGGAAAUGCAGCACACGAGAAGAGCUCUCGGUUUACCUUGAUGGCACUUUUGAUGUGCUCAGGCAGGAAAUCGGGGAUGCGGGGGGUCUGACAAAAGUAAGCAGAGAACUUCAGAGGAUCUGUGAACAUGUGUCAACGUGGCAGGUCACCUGCUUUCGAACGACAGCGGCGGUGAUGAUGAUGAGAGGUGCUUGGCCCUCAAAGGGGGGCCCGCUUGGACAUUACAAGUGAAGGCUACUGUCUCUGACUGAAAGUGCAUCUGCUGACCGCCAAACAGCUGCGCGAUAAUGCAUCCAACCGCCCAUAUGUCCGCCUCCAUAGAGGGCUUCCCCACUGCACACACCGGCAGUCAUUCAAGUUCCCAAGGCGACCGGCUUUUCUUACACUCACAGUUGUCUGGAUCCAAUGAUUCAGGCGACAUGUAAUUGGGGGUUCCCUUAAUGCCGCCUGCAGUCCAGGGACGGAUGCACCAACACACACAGACGCACCUCGCUCACCGCAUUCCGCCAUCCCAUGUCUCUUGCUACCUGCAAAAGAGCUCGACGUCACUUGAACAUUCCGCGUCAUGCCGAAGUCACUUAUCUUGAUCACCAAAUGCUCGCCCAACUGAUAGACACGAGACACGACAAGAUGCUGCAGCCAUCGACCGAGAGGUGAAGGUUGUCUGCCCUUACGAGAAUAUUGCCCGGCUUCAAGGCUCGAUGCACGAUGUCGUGGUCGUGCAGAUACUGCACCCCCUCACAUAUCUGACGGCAAUCGACACACAAAUCUAGAUGUGACGCUGUCUGCUGUGCUGUACCUUUCUCACGAAUCUGUCUCGCACGUCGAGCGGCAGUGGUCUGUUCUUGGCCAAAUAUUUGUCCAGCGAUCCGCCCUUACACAACUCUGAGAAUUAUGGACACGCGACACACAGUCAGGAAACAGAUGAAUGAAUCGAGGUGACCUGAGACGAUCAUGAGGCCGUGCUUGGCGUCCGUGCAGACACCGAGAAACUGCACUACGUUGGGGUGUCGGAGGCAAAGCAUCUCCUGAGCCUCGGAUAGAACAUCCUCCAUCGCCCCAGCCAUCAGCUCCUGCAUCACAUGAUGCCUGUGUGCCACAUGAUUUGACACGCCCUGCGAUGCUCACGCUGUCGGUAAGCUCCUCCCCGGUAAGUGGGGAGGCCUCCCUCAAUUUCUCCAUCUUUGUGAUCUUUACAGCCACGUCCAGACCAUUCCACUUGCCCUGGUACACUAUACCGAAUGCUCCGCCCCCUGACACAGACACACAUGCAGAUGUACACAGAGGUCACCCAAUCGAUGACAUCGGGCCAGCAGUUGGUCGUGAGCGCACCAAGCUUCUUGUCACCCACAGUCAGGUCCCUCGCCCUGAUCAACAGGCGAGGGACGGGGGAAGCCAUGAGGAGCGAAGUUACGCACUCGUCACUGGCAGCCCCGCUGUCCGUUCGGCCCCCAAUGCCCCCAGGGUUCUCGACCACUGGCCAAGCACGGCAGAUCACGAGCGCUAUCCACAGACACAGACACAUUUUGGUCCACGUGCGGGUGCUCACUCGCUUUUCGUAUCUCAAGUGACUCAUUCAUUCAUUCAUUUGGGCGUCCUCAUGAACACACAAGGCAUUCAUUCCCAGGGCGGGAGUCCGGCUUACCAAGGUUUCCCUUGGCUACUCCCUGGGUUUCACAUUCCCCGUAUUUUAGAAGCGCGGGGGAAAAGCGCCCGGCCGCUAUUUCUAUUCCGCAGGGCUGGCGGCUGAAAAACUGGUUGUGCUCGUGUGUUUGUUUGUGUGUGUGUGAGUCUGGUGUGUGUGGCGUGGGGGUGUGUGUGGGGGGUGCCCCGCCCACAAGGUCCUGGCCCCCAUCCGCCGUCUCGCAUGCAGCACGCAGACUGGCUUGAAGACGUACUCGGAGUGGCCAGGGCAUGCCUGAGCUUCACCAUGCAUGUGCACAUGUGACCCCGAGUGCCCAUCGUUUUGCCCGUCUCACCUCCUUACAUUUUACCUCACCGUAGACGUUUUCCAUCCGUCUCUGGACAGCUCAGAGUCGCUGGAAGCAAGGCACUGCUGCAGCCUCCACCGCCUGAACCUUCUCCUACCCCUGCGGCGUCUGCUGCCCACGGAAACAGCGGUUGCAGGUACAGCUGGUGUGCUCCACAUCGUGCUUCACUGCAAGUCCCACAUCAUGCGGACCGGGCUGAUGGGGCGGAGGUGUCCUCGGCCUUCUUCAAGCUUGAAAAAGCCUCGUAGAGGACAAAAUGAGGGGCAUCUAAGCGAUGU
Molecule: messenger RNA, 4417 nt
Organism: Vitrella brassicaformis
Lineage: Eukaryota; Vitrellaceae
Source: the annotation of a GenBank genome assembly